AUGGCGUCUCCAAUGGUCAAGCAAGCCAUUGUCGAUGCUGCUGCAGCGUACACCAAGCCUGAGGGCAAGGUGUUUGAGUAUGGCACAGCCGGGUUCCGCCUGAAAGCGGAUAUGCUCAAUACUGUUGUUUUCGCAGUCGGGCUUUUGGCUGGGCUUCGCUCGAGAAAGCUAAAUGGCCAGUAUAUUGGCGUUAUGAUCACCGCCAGUCAUAACCCGGCGGAAGACAAUGGCAUUAAGCUUGUGGACCCAAUGAUCUGUUGGCUUAUUCACCAUAAAACCAUAACUUUUCAGGCUGAUUGGGAAAAAUACGCUACCCGAUUGGCAAAUGCACCCCUUGAGGCUUUGGGAGAUGUAUACAACAGCCUUAUCGACGAGAUUGAAGUCAAAAUGGAGAACCCUGCUCGCGUAGUUUUCGCCCGGGAUACUCGUGCUUCAGGCUCCCGUCUUGUGGGCGUGAUUUCUACUGCGCUCAGAGCAUCCGAAGUCGAGUUUGAAGAUUUCAAAUACCUGACCACCCCCCAGCUUCAUUACAUUGUACGCUGCAAGAAUACUCUGGGAACGCCGUAUGAAUAUGGCGAACCUACUGAGAAAGGGUAUUACCAGAAACUCAGUGAGGCAUUCAAAAAAGUGAUGAAAGGACGAACCACUAGCGGGCCAGUGACCGUUGACUGCGCUAAUGGCGUCGGAGGCCCUAAACUUAGAGAGCUGAUGAAGUAUCUGCCCAGUGCUCAGGAAGGUGGUGUGGAUAUCAACAUUGUUAACGACAAUGUGAUCAAUCCUGAUAGCCUGAAUUAUGAGUGCGGUGCAGAUUUUGUCAAAACGAAACAACGUGCCCCACCAUCGUCUAAGGCCUCGACUCAUGACCGCUGCGCUUCAUUGGAUGGUGAUGCAGAUCGAUUAGUUUACUAUUAUCUUGACACAGGCAAUAUUUUCAAACUUCUUGACGGUGACCGAAUCGCAACGCUCGCGGCCUCGUUCAUUGGAGAGUUAACAAGGAAUGCUGGAAUAGGACACAAACUCAAGAUUGGCGUUGUUCAAACGGCAUAUGCGAACGGCUCAAGUACUGAGUACAUCGAGAAAGUCCUUAAACUCCCAGUUAUUUGCACUCCCACUGGCGUAAAGCAUCUCCACCAUGCCGCGUUAAGAUUUGAUGUGGGAGUUUAUUUUGAAGCCAACGGACACGGAACCGUAACUUUCUCAGAGCACGCGCUCAAGACCAUCAAAUCCACUGAGCCCCAAUCCCCAGCGCAGCAGUAUGCCUUGGAAAGUCUUAUUGCCCUAACCGAAUUGAUAAAUCAAGCCGUGGGUGACGCACUGUCGGACUUGCUGCUUGUCGAGGUGAUCCUAGCACAUAAAAGCUGGGGCCUCAAGGAAUGGAUAUCAACCUACACUGAUCUCCCAUCACGCCUCGUUCGCAUUGAGGUAGCUGAUAGAUCAAUAUUCAAGACCGUUGAUGCGGAACGGAAGCUUGAAUCGCCAGCUGGUUUGCAAGGACGUAUCGAUGCUCUUCAAUCAAGAUAUAAUAGGGGCCGGAGUUUUGCCCGUGCCAGCGGGACGGAGGAUGCGGUUCGAGUGUAUGCUGAGGCUGCGACUCGAUCUGAGGCUGAUGAUCUGGCUACCCGAGUCGCCAGCUCGGUGCAAGACGCUGGCAAGAUAGCCAAGACUCUGCAAUAGAAAAAGAAAGGAAUUGAUAACGUAAAUGACAAAAAGCAAACUCGGCGUCGAACAUACACAUAGACAAUUGACAAUGCAUCCCUUUAUUCCAUACUUCGAAUGUGUGUCAAUGUCAAUUCAGUCGACAUGCGAAACCGAGGAAACCGAGACAACAGAGUCUGGAAAAUCCAACAACCUUCCAGGAUCCCUCAGGGUCCGGAUUAAGUAUUUGUGACGAACGACAGUUCCUUCGUUUCCUUCAUUUCAAUAUCACAAAACCAGACCCUAAUUCACAGCUACUCCUUAUACAUUGUUUUAAUUUGUUUUAUUCAACGCUGUAGAGCCAUAUAUUAUUGUGUCUCCCAUCUGUGUUUUAUGUUUUCUUUAGUUACCUUUUUUCUUUUCUUUUUUUUCCCAUACUCCUUUCGAGCCAUUUACUUUAAGAGGCGAUCAGAGAUUUGAAAAGCGUCCUGAGAAUGAUUGAAUGAACUGAAAGAUUAAAUAAAUCGGAUGGAAUUUCAGACAUUAGUCUUUCAGUCCCUCUACCCUUUGCAUACCCGUGGCAAGUCGAGGAUACUUAGUCACAAUCGAAAAAUGAAGUAUUACUAUACCAAAGAC
Histoplasma capsulatum G186AR is the source of this 2271-nucleotide messenger RNA. Its product is annotated as N-acetylglucosamine-phosphate mutase. The transcript is spliced from 5 exons. Gene Ontology annotation, biological process: carbohydrate metabolic process; UDP-N-acetylglucosamine biosynthetic process. The record is from RefSeq and is a predicted model, not a curated record. Gene Ontology annotation, molecular function: magnesium ion binding; phosphoacetylglucosamine mutase activity. Bases 1 to 1674 code for a protein of 557 amino acids. Lineage: Eukaryota; Fungi; Ascomycota; Eurotiomycetes; Onygenales; Ajellomycetaceae.